Nothobranchius furzeri (turquoise killifish) is the source of this 6771-nucleotide messenger RNA. NCBI's taxonomy places the organism in Eukaryota, Metazoa, Chordata, Actinopteri, Cyprinodontiformes, Nothobranchiidae. The record is from RefSeq and is a predicted model, not a curated record.
AAAUCACAAUACUUAUCAUAUGUGGAAAUGACACUGAUAUGACUUUACUCUUUUGUUAUCUUGUUGAGUCUUUUCUUGGUACAAGACGUAGUAAUAAGGUAGAUUUGAGUCAGAUUAAUUACUGUAAUGGUACAUAAUUAGUUGGCUUUAUUUAGAACAUCACCGUUAAGUAGCAUUUAUGCAAAAUUUUUGCAUAUAAUGCAUUUUAGCAAGGGUAAAAACAAAUAAUGUUUGUACUUUGUAUUGACGACAUACCAGCUAAGGUAUUAAGUUGAAGCACUGAUUUAACCAGCUUUUUCUUUUUUCUUCCAAAGUAUUCUAUAAAAACACUGGUGACUGUUGGAUUUGUUGUAAUGAGACUUUUUCUUGACAAAUUAAUCGUAACCCAAAGUGUUAAUCGAUCAGAUUGAUGGUACUUUCAUUUUGGUACUUGCAUUUUAAGGAAAGCGUGGUACUUUUAUCUGUAAAACCUAAAUAAUGUCAGAGUCUUGCUGAAUGAUAUUUAAUUUUAACCGAAUGUGAUCCAUGUAUUUUAGUUGUUGUUGCCACUUUGCUUUUAAAGAUAAAUUCUCAGCUUUUAUGAAAGAAAUACAAUCUCACCAAAUAUGGUUUUUUAGACAUUGAAUUUUUAUUAUGUGAAAUUAUGUAUUUGAAUAAUUUAAACUUGCAGAAACUGCACUUUGUUUUGUGGAAUGUGUAAGUGCUCUACAGGGGGGAGGUCCUUACCUGCUUUACGGCUGUUAGCUGCUAUGCUAGUAGUUAGCUUUUUCAGUUCGAUGAUCAUUAGUAAAAAGCGCAAGAAGAAAACAUAGUUUGCUUUUCCUGUUGCCAUCAUGGUGGAGCCUGGAUUUAAAUUUAAGAGAGUAAUGUGUUUGGAGACUAAGAAAAUAGCUAAAACUAGAAUGACCAUCGGCAUGGCCUUCAUUAGUUUGAGGGAGCUAAAGGAGGCUACAAAAUCACUGACUAAUGACCUGGCUUUGUUGCUGCUGAAUUUGUAAUAUGGUUGCUCAACAGAUUGGAUCUUUUUACUUUGUGGUUUAUUUUAGUAUUAGUUGGUUCAUGUAGCGCUAGCUACAGCGGGCUGCUGCAAGGUUACACCAGCAAAACUUGUAUCUGUAAUAAUUCACCUGGAGAAUUUCAGCUCCAAAUUUUCAACAUCAGCUAACAUUCAGUGGCAGAAUUUCAGCUCCAGAAAUUCAACGAGGUUGAUCUCCCGUCGACCCAAGCCAAAACAAUUGUCACUCAAUCUAGUCGAUGCCUCACUGGUGUCAUGUGAUCAGAGAAUCACGACUUGAUUGGCUAAAAGCCACUCGACAUAAUCAAGCGACAAUCAUUUUGGCUUUGGUCGUAAGGAGGUCACUUCAGUUGGUGGACUUUUGCGGCUGAAUUUCUGAGGUUGAAUUUUGUCUGUUAAAUUUGUGAUUUAGAAUUUCUGCUAAUGAAAUUUUUACAUUUAAAUUCUAGUUUUGAACUUUUGAGGAGGAAAUCCUGCAGUUGAAUUUUAAGUUAAAAAUUUCAAAAACAUUUUCACAGAAUAAAAAAAUCUAAGUCAUCAAUUCAAUGUCUAAUGAAGUCAUUUUGGUGAGACUGUAUUUCUUUUAUAAGCUUACCACAUCAAAACAAGAUUACUUAAAGAGCAAGUCACCCCUAUCAGAGUAUUACUCCACUCUCAACAUUUCUAAAUUCUUUUUUAUAUUUUUUACAUUUUUGUUUUUGUGAAGCCCCUCGUGAUUUUUAUCUUGAGAGGCGCUAUAGAAAUGAUAUUUUCUUCUUCUUCCCCUUCACUCUCACUUCCUGUUUGAAAAAUGCAACAAAUGCUGUUGCCUAGCAGCCCGAGAGGGCGAAGCCGCUAACAAAUACACACUCAGGCUCACAACGACAUUGUGACAUCAUAUGGUACCAGCUAACGUUCUAGGGUACCUCUUAGCCAAUAGCGAUGGCAGAUUUGAAUUCAAAUGCAGUGCAGAGUUUUUACCUGACAACGGCACAACACUGACAGUUUUAGGCAGAAAAUUUAAAUUUUAACUAAAAUGCACUAAAGUGCAAAACUAUUGACUACACGUGUCUGCAGCACGAUUAGACACACAUUUACAUAGUUUAUCAGGAAAAAAAUGUUGAUUUGGGGGUGACUUGCUCUUUAACAUUGUUUCCUGUUUCAGAUGAUGUUUUACUACACAUAUUGGGAAUUGGUUUGUUGAUUUAGGCAAACAUGGCUCCUCCUGCCUGGUAAUCGAUUCAUAAAUCAUAGUUAUUUGAAACGCUUCAUUUCCCCAGCACUCCUACAGUGAAAGAGGAUUUUGUAAUGUGAUCUGCUCCUGCUAUUUCACAUUCGAAGAUGAGUAACUGAAGCUCUUGAAGAAAUGUGCUUAUUUCUGCAAAUACAGUAGGUCAUUGUGUUAUUUGCACUUUCCUCUCAGAGAAGCGUAAACAUUUGCAAGUAUUGUUCCCAUGAAGUGAAGUGGUUACAUAUCUACAUAUCGGGCUGUUGGCAGUCAUAUUUAAUAAUGCUCUCUGAAUGCUGUGAAGGAUCUUUGAGGUGACACCAAACGGGGUGUUUUAGUGCCAAAUCUAAUCAGGACAACACACGGAUACUGACGGUAGACACUUACCUUACGCUCUCUCGCCUUCUGUGUCAGCCAUUUAAAGUCAAACACAUUCCCCUUCAGGGAGUGUAGUUCAGCCUCUCCUUCAGCUCCACCCCCCACACCCCUGCCUCCCCUCUCCACCCCCAAACAGCCAGCAGACAACUCUGUUGACACCCACCCGCCUUCGAUCAAAGGGCAGAGCCUGUUUUGGCAGUUAUGGGCACAUCUGUUGCUUUGCUUUGUCUGGUCUUUAUUCUCUGCAUGUAUAUAUUUUAUCAUAUGAAUUAUUCUAUUAAAAUAUAAAUACGGUAAGAAAGAAAGUUGUGGUUUUAUUCUCUUGAGUGCUGUAUUGUAGAAAGAUUACAUACGAUUUUCUCCCACAGAGAACAUUGUUACAAUUUUUUUUUCAUUAUUUGAUGCAUUUUCUCAUAUUUUGACUGGAUAUUAUAAUUAUUGCUUUUCUGCCAGAUUUGAUUCAUAAAGUAUUAUAAACAGUUUAGUUUAAUAAAAACAAGUACAGAUAGCAGUUUGAGCAACAGUUGCAAUCCAUGCAUUACAGGGGUCACCCAAGGGUCACUAGAAUAAAUAAAUAUUUAAACGCGCAGGUCUCCCUGGUGGUGAUAAAGGAGAAAAUCCAAAAACAAACUUAACACACACACAAUCAAAAAUCAUAUUAAUUUAGAUUUAUACAACUAGCUUCAAAAUUGGCAUCCCGGAUAAGCCCCCAUUAUUAUAUCAUGGCUAGUCCAAAUAGGGCUUGUGAUUGUGACGUCAUCACCGACGCGUCCGCCCUGUUGGAGGCAUGUGAGUCCUUACUUGUUGCUUGUUACUACUGUAAACAGCGCGCUCAGUCUCGUUCUUGUGGCUUAAAUCAAUCUAUUAUUCAGUUGUUCGGUUUAAUUACACAACUCUAGUAAAUCGUUGCUGUGUUGUGGGGAUGACACAUGUGAUCGCCAGGGGAAUAAAGGUGGAAAACAAGCUAACUUUUCACCGUUUUCCUGCUUGGAGGCAAAACCACGGAGAUUACGUAUCUAGCUUAACAAAGUGUCGUCGGCUCACUUGGAUCGCAGCUAUAGGGCGACCAAACAUCACCAUCUGGAGUAUUUUCGUUCUGGUACACAGAUAGUGUACGUUUUUAAUGCAUUGUUUCUUUCCUUCAACUGCGAAAUGCACACUCACACAUACACACACAGAGGCUACACUCACAUACCGGUAAGCUAAUGCAGGCACUCUGAUGCACAACACAACUUCUCCUGCAACACUUCUGUGAGAUGACAAUUUUGAUUGUUUUACUAGAAAAAACGGCAAAAACAUUUACAUCCACUCACAACACAAACAAGAAAGCCGAAAAUGUCCGUUAUGCAGAACUGCGGCGGCAACAAUAUCAUCAGUGCUCCGGUCUUGGGUCUUUCACGUGGAUCAAAACCAUUUAUAACUCUGAUUUUGUCCACAUACUGAUCCCCAAUGUCUUUAUUUAACCUAUACCUGUAUAUUCCGCAUCCUUUUUUAAAUUUUAUAAUGUUGUUUAACACUUUCUUUCAUCCAAAUCCACUUCUUCGCUGCAGCAGUACUGUUUGUUUCACGGUGCGUUUACACUUGUCAGCCUUGCACAACAUGGCCACGCACAUCCCAGAAUGCAAUGCGUACUCACGUGUGAUCACGAGCCCUGUACUAAAACGGUGCUUUAAUUUAUAACCCUAAUGUGUAUUUUAAAGGCUUGAAUCAUCCUAAACAUUAUUGUCCAUGCAAUAAUACCUUCUUAUGUUUGUUUUUAAUUGUUCCAGAUGGAGAAUUGGGCCAGUUGAAGGUGAAUGUUAACUCUGGAGUGGUAUUUUGCUUGUUGUUCAAUUACAGCUCAGGUUAAGUAAUUGAAACAAGAUUUGGUAAGCUACAUUUAGGUCUUGACCAAAUUUCACUUUCAGAUGCCAUACUUGGGUCUUUUAACUGCCAGAACAUAUGAUGUAACUUAUGAUAUAAAUCCUGUCUGAAAUGGUCUCAAUUUACAUUAAAAACUUUAAAAGAAAUUAAAAAAAUGUAUAGUUUGUCAUAGUCAUGAACGCAGACUUGUGUAGUUCAUUUUGCUUUUGCAACCAGAUCAUAGUAUUUUGGUGGUCUUGUGGCACUUGGAAAGUAGGUUAUGUGGAUGUUUAACUGGGUUAAAGUACAAAGCUUGUCUGUCUGGUGGAAAUUUUCCUUUCUGUAGCCCAACUUCCCCCCUUUUUCCGUCUUUCAAAUGCCCUCCCUUCUCGUUUCCGAUCCAUCCUUGCGUCAUUGUUUUGAAUGGAGAACCCUCCACUGUUGCAUUUCCCUCCUUCGCAGGAAAAAAGGGGUGCGGUGGGGGCUUGUGGAGGCGUGUGCUGCGGCGUCCAAUUGCAGCCCGCCUUUGCUGCUGAACCGCACAUGUUUACAAGCAGCUAUCCGCCGGUAAAGGCCCCCACUCGGUGGAAACAAACGACGGACUGGAUGUCGCACGAGACGGAACCGGAGCCGUCUAACGGUUGUGUUUUUUCACCGUUUUUUGACAUAUAAACGAAAGUCGCUAGUUGUAUAGCCGAGUCAAGUGACAUGGCUCGACGUCCUCGCCCUCGUUCGCUCGAAUCCGAGACGGUUUUCUUUGAAAGGGGCGCCAUUUUGUUUAAUCGUGUGUGGACGUCUUUUCGGGUACGGGACGUGGUGAUUGGUCCGUGUUUUCCCGCCGCCCCCUCCGCUUGAGGAGAGCAGUGGGGAAAACAAACAGGUCGAACGGACGGAGAUUGUUAGCCGGUUGGAUGUGGGGCUCGUGUAGCGGCGAAUGAAUCGGUUUAUCGUGUUGUUUUCCGGUGCUAAUUCAAAGUUCUUCGGUUCCAACGUGCUUCUGAAUUCGGUGCAUUCGGGACGCUGAGUGGAGUUUGCGUUCCCUCGAGUAUGUGGCCGCUUUCUAACGUUUUGCCAGGGUUGUCGGAGCGUUUACUAGUUCACCCGCUGCGGUUUGGUGCUUUCCUCGACGUUGUUUACCGGUCGUAAUUCGACGAUUUAUUUAUAAAAUCCACCGGGUCGACUGUUUUGAAUACAGGGGCGCACUUUUUGGACAUGCAUACCAGGCGCCUGGUGAAGCGGUCUGUCCUUGGUAGCCGCGUUUAUGCUACGAGUCCGACGGGGGACGGUGCCCCGGUCACGGGGGUGGUCCAGGCUGUCAAGCAGGAAAACAGAGACGUCUCGGCCGCCGGGGUCCGGCGGAGCGUUUACACCGUGCUAAUGCAGGACGGGAGCCUGAAGGAGUUCACCGAGGAGGAGCUAGCCGCGGGCUCCAGCCACACUGCAGCCAAAGGACCGCUCAAGCCAAGCCUGAAGCAGAGCUCCAGUAACGGAGUCCCAGAAGGCCAAAAGGUGGAGGGGGGCUGCCUGAGUUCAGAGGCGGUGGAGGAACCAAGGCUGGCGGACGGCAAGCGUGUUAGCCGGGACCCCGACGCCCGAUCAGUGUCUCUGCUGGAGCAGAAACGCAAAGUAGUCUCAUCCAGCAUCGAUGUCCCACAUGCCAGAAGGUCUGAGGAGGAGGUGGAUAUGGACAAAGUGACGGCUGCCAUGGUUCUGACGAGCCUGUCCACGAGCCCGCUGGUCCGGAGUCCACCAGUCAAAGUUAGCGAAGGUCUGAGUGGUUCGUGGAAGGAGAACGGCUCAGCUGGACCCUUCACCCCAUCGAGCAACAGCUCCUCGGGAGGCUACUGGAGCUGGUCCGCUCCCAGCGACCAAUCCAACCCUUCCACGCCUUCUCCACCACUCUCCGCCGACAGCUUCAAGCCAUUCCGCGUACCAAGCCAAGGCGGCGUGGGGCCCGGCCCGGCGGGAGUCGAGGACCCGAGUCUGGAUGAGCAGGACGGCAGCAGCCUCCUCUUCGAUGAGCCAAUCCCUCGCAAGCGCAAGAACUCCAUGAAGGUGAUGUUCAAGUGCCUGUGGAAGAACUGUGGCAAAGUGCUGAGUACCACCGCUGGCAUUCAGAGGCACAUCCGCACCAUCCACCUGGGACGGAACUGCGACUCGGACUGCAGCGACGGCGAGGAGGACUUCUACUACACAGAAAUCAAGUUGAACACCGACUCCGUGGCCGACGGAUUGAGCAGCCUGUCGCCCGUGUCGCCCUCCGUCCUCUCCCCCCCGCCUGCUCUCCCCUCCCUUGGCCAGCUGGCGGACUCUCACCGUCCCCCGCAGC